Cricetulus griseus (Chinese hamster) is the source of this 1243-nucleotide messenger RNA. The record is from RefSeq and is a predicted model, not a curated record. Lineage: Eukaryota; Metazoa; Chordata; Mammalia; Rodentia; Cricetidae.
UUCACCUCAGGGGACCCUUGCUGUGUCCAUGGAAUUUACCUUUGUUCUGCUGUUCCCAGGGCAACGUGUUCCAUAUGGGGCUGUGAAUACAUGGGUAAGACUCCAGAAGAUGCUUCCUAUCUUGCUGAUCUGCCUCCUGCCAGUGUCUGACGGGAAGGGCUGCCUCCAAUGCUGGCCAGAGCUGCCCGCCCUUCUGGACUAUGACCUGCAGGUGCUCUGGGGCAGCCCAGGGCCACCCACAGAACUCUCACAAUUCCUACACUCCUUUUUCCUGGAGGAUAGCAUCUUAUUCACGCCCUGGUACCUUGCUCGAGACCAUUUGGAAGAGGAAACAGCUACAUUCUUCACCCGUGUAGACGAGGCCAUUAAGAAGCUGAGGGAUGAUAAAUCAGCACUUCUGGAAGAGAUCAGUGUUCAGGAAGGUCUGCUGACUGAGAAACUGAAGGACAGGUCCCAGGAGCUGAAGCAGAGGGCCUGCAAUGACUCCUGUGACAUCUUUUCCCCAACGGAAAUCACUGUGUGUGCUGACUGCCAGACGCACUUCCUGACCUGCAAAGACCCUACCUUCUGCAGUGUCAAGGUCGUUGGGAACUACAGUUGGGCUGUGAUCCUUGUCAGUGUCCUGAUGCUCCUGGCUGUGGCUGGUAUCGGGUGAGUGGCUCCUCCCAACUCCAGUGGCCAGAAGGACACAUACCUGUUCUUUCACUAACCUGUCUCUCUCUCUCUCUCUUGCCUUUUUCUUGCCCAGUGGUUACUUUUUCUGGCUCCAAAAGAAGAAGAAGAAGACUGUUGAGGUACUAGCAUACACUCUUGUCUGAGGCUAAUAAGGCCUUAAGGCUCAGCUCUUGCCUGCUGGGUCUGCUCUGUGCAGAGAUAUUUGAACCUGGGCCUGGAACGCAGAUAAGCAAAGUUCCCGAAGCCUCUUGUCACUAGAGUGACCCUGCAGAGUGACCUCUCCUCUCUGCCCUGCACACUGACCUGAACAGGCCAGCAUGGUAAUAGCUUUGUCAUGGCUUCUGGGUGGCUGUGGCCAAUGAGACUCCCAGGAGGAAGUCAGAGGGCCUGGGAUUGCUUUGGAAAGUCCCAUUUCUUUCCUCUUUGCAGUUAUCCCCUUCGGGAAGCUACUCAGAGCAGCAACCAGAAGAGGUAGUGUCUGACAGCUAAGUCAUCUCUGGUCCUAGUGACUCUCCCUCGCACAGAGCAUUUUUCCCUGGGGACAAGAGAGCUCUGAGGUUCUGCAGUU